CUGCCAUUGGCCGCCGCGCCACGUGACCCCGCCAUGCCCCGCAAGCGGCCGUUCAGCGCCAAGCAGAAGAAGCUGCAGCUCCGGGAGCGGCGGGAGCGGAGGCGCGGCGAUGCUCCGCUGGGGCCCGAGCCGGGCCCGGGCAGCCGCAGCGGCAGCCGGGAGCGCGGCGGGGAUGAGGCGGAGGCCGCGGCGCCCGUGCGGAGGUUCCGGCUGCAGCUCGGGGGGCUGCGGGCAGAGGAUCUGGAGCGGCGGCGGCGCCAGGCACAGGAGGAGCCGCUGGAGCUGCUGCCAGAGACGGCCCUGGAGCUGGACCCCGACAGCAUCUACCCCCCUGGUCAGGGGCAAUUAGUAACUGGGGGGGCUGGAUUUCCCCGGAGGCCCCCCUGGAGCUUCGCCAUGAGCCCCCAGGAGCUGCAGCAGCGCGAGGAGGCGGCUUUUGGCUCCUUCCUCCAGGCCAUAGCCAGCGGGGAGGGGGACGUGGCCCCCUUCGAGCACAACCUGGAGACGUGGAGGCAGCUGUGGAGGGUGCUGGAGAUGUCGGACGUGCUGCUGCUCAUCGCUGAUGCCAGGGCACCCGGUGAGGGGGCACAGGGCAGGGGCAGGGUGCUGAACAUCCCCCCGGCCCUGGUGUCCCACGUCACUCAGGAGCUGGGCAAGGGGCUCAUCCUCAUCCUCAACAAGGUGGAUCUGGUUCCCCCCUCGGUCACCACGGCCUGGAGCCACCUCCUGCGCCAGCGCUUCCCCGCCGCCCGCCUCGUGCUCUUCAGCUCCGCCCCUGCCACCGGGCUGCAGAGGAAGCAGCGCAGGGCAGGGAGCUGGAGCCGAGCCCUGGGGCCCUGGCAGCUGCUGGAGGCCUGUGAGAGCAUCGUGGGGGGAGAAGUGGACCUGAGCGGCUGGCGAGCGCAGCUGGAGCGGGAGGAAGAGGAGGAGGAGGAGGAAGAGAAGCCGGAGGAGGAAGAAGAGCAGGAGGAGGAGGAGGAUGAGGAUGAGGAGGAUGGCGCGGCGGGGCCGCGGCAGUGGCAGCGCUACCGGCACGGCGUGCUCACGCUGGGGCUCGUCGGGCUGCCCAACGCGGGGAAGUCGUCGGUGCUGAACGCGCUGCUGGGCCGCGCUGCCGUGGCCGUUUCCCGCCUGGGAUGGGGUGCUCUGGGUGAUGUUGGGGUGCCCCCAGGGCUGCCCAACGCGGGGAAGUCGUCGGUGCUGAACGCGCUGCUGGGCCGCGCUGCCGUGGCCGUUUCCCGCCUGCCCGGCCGCACGCGCUAUUUCCAGACGCAUUUCCUCGCCCCGCGCCUGCGCCUCUGCGACUGCCCCGGCCUGGUGUUCCCCUCCACAGCCCCCCCGCAGCUGCAGGUCCUGGCAGGGGUGUACCCCAUCUCCCAGCUGCAGGAGCCCUACACAGCCGUGGGUUACCUGGCGUCCCACCUGCCGUUGCCCGCCCUGCUGCAGCUGCAGCUGCCCCCCACAGCCAAGGCCUGGACAGCCUGGGACAUCUGUGAAGCGUGGGCUGCCAGGCGCGGGUUCCGCACGGCGCGGGCGGCUCGGAGCGACGCGUAUCGCGCGGCCACGGCGCUGCUGCGGCUGGCGGCCGACGGGCACCUGCGCCUCUGCCACCGGCCCCGGGGCUACGCGGCGCACAGGGCCGCGUGGGAGCAGCACCCCGACACCGCGGCGCUGGCGGCGCUGCUGGAGCGCGGGAACCCCCCCGGGACCCCCCUCGGGACCCCCCCCGGGGACGGCUCGAGCUCGGACGGCAGCGCCGAGGGGGCGGAGCCUGCCGAGGCCACGCCCCCCGCCAGCGCCAAUCCCUUCGCGCUGCUGGGCGAGGACGAGUGUUAGCCCCGCCCCCUCUCGCCGGCGCAGCCAAUCAGCGACCCGCACAGAAUAAAGGUGUUUAUUUCUGCACUCA
This is a messenger RNA of Colius striatus (speckled mousebird), 1906 nucleotides long. RefSeq names its product G protein nucleolar 1 (putative) (gene GNL1). Lineage: Eukaryota; Metazoa; Chordata; Aves; Coliiformes; Coliidae. Gene Ontology annotation, molecular function: GTPase activity; GTP binding. The record is from RefSeq and is a predicted model, not a curated record.